GGUGGGAUAAGGGGGGGCAGAUAUAUACAGGCUACCCCACCCCACUCCUCUCCCUCAUCUCCCUUUGUAAAUUGCUGUUACCUUCUGCCUGUAAGAUAGCAUAUUUUUAUUUCAUUUUAGUUUUUUUCUUGAAGAUAUUAGCUCUACAGCUACACUGAAUUUCAAGCUUAAAUAAAGUAUAUUUAUAUGUAUGUAUGGCUCCUAUUUCACUCACACUUCCCUGUUCUUGCUUCCCUUCUUAGAAAUGGGAAAUGAUUGCUUCAAAGGCUUAUAUGAUGGAUAAUAUUUCUUUAUUUAUUCAGUAAUGCUUUGAAAUAUGGGUUUAAUUAAUUACUGAAUCUAUCUUUGAAUAAUUUAUUAUGUUUAAAUGAAUUUUAUUUAAAUUAAUUUCUGAAAAAAAGAUGUCUAACUAAAUUUAUGGCUGUGUGAUCAAUACUUAGAGCAGUAUUGCUGGGCAACAAACAAACAGAAUGUUGCAAAGUGGAAAACAACAAAAAGUGGAACUUGAGAUGUUUGAAAUGCAAUUUCUGUUGAAUUCAAUAAAUUUUUUAGUGAAAGAUGGGAAUUUUUCUUUUUAUCUUUCCCAAAAAAUGUUCUUUUAACUUGCAUUAAAAUUCAGGGAUUUCCAAUGAAAACAAAUCAUCUGCAAAAAUGGCUCUGUCUUUGCUUCCUGUACUGAUUCCAUCAAUUAAGGAUGGCAGUUAAAGCAAAAACCCUUUCAAACUUUUUUUCAGUCGCCCCAUUGUUAAUUCUUGACUUUUUAAGCCUUGGAAGAGAAACUGAAAUAAUUAAAAUUUUGAAAAAAAAAAAGGACAAAGAAAAUCAUUGAAAUGUUCCAGAUUUCACUUACGCACGUUCUGCGAAGUAUACUUCCCUCUCCCAUCUCAUUCUUUUGUAAUGCGAUCAGGACCUUCUAUUCAUAAUUGGACAAAAAUGUGUGUUAAAUUCUUGGGACAUUUGUUAAAGCAGCCUUUCGCCUUGUAAAGAGAGUCUUUCAAAGAAAACACUUUUCAACCAAUCAUGUAACCGAUCACGCGAUCACGUGAUUGACGUAUAUGGCGGGCCUUCCCUUCGUUGCCUCGUGCUAAUAAUCGACCGAUUCGUUUGUUGUCGGGCAAAUAAAUUGAAUUCAAAGCUGUUUGAUAGACGAAAGGUAGCUGGACGAUACCUUUGGGCAUAAUUUUACAGAGUAAGACUUUUUAACGCUCGAAAGCCCUUAAGUUUAACGUUGAAAUGACUUAAACUUCGAUAUUUCAGGUAUAUAUUUUGACGAUGGCGUUGUUUCGUUCUAGGUCGUCCACAGACCGAAGCGUCCUUUGUGGGAGUAAGCGAUCAUGUCUUUUGAAGAUGCUGGUGAUCUGGCAUCCUUUGCUGCCAUUGCUGAGUCGGCGACUGCUAAUAGAGAAGAGGAGACUGCUGAAGCUAAGGAAGAGCCACAGGAAGUAAAGGAGGAGGAUGCUGCCAACAAUGAAGGAGGCAAUGCUAGUGAACCAAGUGAAGUAGCUGCUGCUGAGGCCACAGACAGCAAUGCCUCUGAAUUGACUAGUGAGCAGCAGCGUACUUAUGCAAAUCUCCAGCCAAUCUUUCUUGCCAUGGAGAUGGGACAGGAGGCAGUUAACCAGGAUCAGGAGCAGGGUCAAGAAAGUGCUACUGUAGAGAUUGGACAGCAGCAAGCCACUUACAUUGCUACUACCAGUGAGCAGUUCACUCAGCCUUCCCAAGCUGCUAGUAUGCUGCUCACUAGUGCAGCCACCUCAGGGGCAGAGACUCCAGCCUCUUUGGCCUCGAUUCUACAAGAUGUUGUAUCAGGAAUGCAGAGUGGAGCAGGCUCUGUUCCAGCUGCUAUCAUCACAGAUCCAAACUCUGGAAGUGGAUCCUUCCUAAUUGUCAAUCAAAAUGGUGUACCAAUUGUCCGACCAGUUCUUGUUUCAAAUCUUCCAGCUGGAGGGGUCGGCCAAGGAAGUGCUGUGAGUGUGUCUGCUGAAACUCUGCAGGUGUUGACGGCAGGUCUUCAUACUGUUGAUGAUGGUUCUGGAGGAAGUGGCCAGGAGACAGUGACUGUUGAUGUUAGUGCUGAAGCUGAAGGGGGAAUGAUUCUUGUAGGUUCAAGUGGUGCUGGUGAGUUGUCAGUGGAGGCCACUGUUGAUAUUGGUGCAGAUACUGUUGCAGUGGUAGCUGGAGCUCAGGCUGUGGCACAAGGUGACAAUGGGGCUGAACUGGAAGAAGGUGAAGAAGCUGUUGGAAUACAAAAGCCCAUUGCCACUAGGGCACCAACAGGGAAGCGCAAACUAAGUGAUGGUCCAAGGGUCUGUGAACAAUGUAACAAAAGCUUCAAGUAUCCUUCAGAUCUGAAGAAACAUUUGCAGAUUCACACAGAUAUAAAGAAGUUUAAGUGUGAGGAUUGUGGAAGAUUCUUCCGUCGACUUCAUCAGCUCAAUGUUCACCAGAGGAUUCAUUCUGGGGAAAAGCCAUACGUCUGUAACAGGUGUGGCAUGGCCUUCCGUCACGACUCCACUGUCACCAUGCACAUCAGAACUCGCCAUGACCACCUGCGCCCGUUUAAGUGCGAAGUGUGCGGCAACCUGUUCGGACGACUGUCCCAUCUCAAGAAGCACAUCCGCAAAGUUUGCGGCGACAACAAGAACAAGGAGAAGCCAAUUGCACAGUGUCGCUUCUGUGACGUCACCUUCCCGACUAAGGGAGAUUUACGCAAGCACUUACUGAACUGUGAAAAGAAAGAAGCCAAAGUUAAGGCUAAAGAAGUCACCUUGCACAUUUGCGAAACUUGUAACAAAGAGUUCGCCAGCCCCUACAACCUACGAAGACAUCAGUUGACCCACACAGACGAGAAACCAUACCAGUGUGACGUGUGCAACAGGCAAUUCAAAGAAAAGUCCUCACUCACCAAGCACAUCAAACGAAAACAUACUGGAGUGGACCAAGGCAGUCAGACCGAUGAGACUGGUGAACAGGAGGACGGUUAUGUCAAUGUUGACGUCAUAGCCGAGUCUGCAGCGGCCAGCGGCGUCACCAUGGAAACUGAAGAAACCGUUGAAGCUGGCAUUGCCGCUGAGACCGUAGAAGGAGCUUCGACCGUUGACGCCAGCUCUUUAAUUCCUGGAGAAGAAGGAGAAGUCCAAGGCGGUGCUCAGCAAGUGACUGAGGUGGUGCAGGCCAGCGGUGAGGUAGAAAUGGCCACUGUGGAGCUCCAACUCGCCAACGCCGCUGCAGGUACGGCUCAUUCACACGAUGCCUCAGCCUUACAGGCUGCGGUGGAAGCUCUGGUCUCCGCCAGCCAACAUCAGAUAGCUGGGGUGACUCAGGAAGCCAUGGAAGAAGACUCCUCCGCGGGCAAGGAUAUCUUCGAGGGAGUCACCUCCCAAGAUGCUGAGGGUGCUGCAGCACUCAUGGCGGUGUACGUGCCGGAAGUGAAACAGGCAGAAGUAAACUUGGAACUAGUGAACGUGGAUGGCUCCAAGAUGGAGUACGUGGAGACCACCGAGGAGGGAGAUCAGGAAAUGACUGCAGAAGUUGGAGAAGAAGAAAGUUGAUUGACUUCAAGACUCUUUUUUUAACGAUUACAUCUUCAUUUGAUGAGGCUAAAUGGUCGCUUCACUAAAGCACGUUUGCAGCGUUUGAGUUUUACUCAGAGCUUGUAAAAUUUGUGCUUAUAAACUGUAGAUAAAAGUAUGAGCGAGUGUCCCUCUCAGCGUUGGUAAGCGGUAAACAUUGUAACUCAGACUAAGGUGUUUGAGGUGUUUGCCUCAGUUAAUCAUACUUAAACAUAUCAUUGAUCAUGCUGUGUUUUAAACUACUAGUUCUGAUUGUAGUUGUUUAUUUUAUGCAUUGAAACGUGCGUUGACGCGAUAAAUAUAAACAUGGAGUGGUUAAACAGUGGUUGCAUUAAAGACAUAAGGAUCUAAACUUCUACCAGUAUUCCGGGCUCUAGUUACUCAGUAAAUAGAGAGUUACUUUCUCGUGACGACCAUUUGAUUAAGUUGCUUAAAAAUGUUUUAAACAAAUGUGUUACCCUUUUUCAAAACUAUGUGACUUUUAUCAACACGAUUAUUUACGUAUAACCUUUUCCUGCAAUAUUGAUACAUUUUCAUUGUAUAAGUAAGGACAGCUAAUUAAUCUAUCAACUUUAGGUUUUGUUUUAAAGAUAACUACCUAAAUCAGUCCUCAGAUUGAGCGACAUGAAGACAAGCGAGGAGGAUUAAGCGCUUACAUUUGGGGGUUGAGAACAUUGAGGCUUUUUUUUUUUCUUUCCGAAAUGAAAUUAGCGAAAGUUUUAUACGAAGUCCUCUGUUAAAAACUUGCAGAAUUUGAUGUAGCUACUUUGAAGUAUGCUCUUACAGCUUUCUGAGCAUCGUAGAUCGUGGGAAAGCUCAGAGAAUUAAUUUAAUUUUGUUAAUCUGGACUUAUGCGAGGGUGAUCACUAUUAUUAAGUAAAUCUUAAUCUUUAGUUUCACAGUUACACUAUUUUGUCAGAAGCUUUGGCAUAUGCAAAACCAAACGUUAAGCGGAUGACUGAUAACUUCAUGCUUUCCAAGCUUAGAUAAUGUCUUUAUCCGUAGUACAUUCCACACACGAAAUUGUGUUCCUGGUACAUAACGAUCAGAAAACAUAAUGGUUGAUUUAUAUUAUCUAACUGACCGCGAAGAAGUUGAAAUGUAUUUACGUUAAAUGAUUGGGAAUUAAAGACUUACACUAAACUUAG
Messenger RNA from Pocillopora damicornis (cauliflower coral), 4720 nucleotides. RefSeq lists its product as uncharacterized. The record is from RefSeq and is a predicted model, not a curated record. Gene Ontology annotation, cellular component: nucleus. Gene Ontology annotation, biological process: regulation of gene expression. Lineage: Eukaryota; Metazoa; Cnidaria; Anthozoa; Scleractinia; Pocilloporidae.